Molecule: messenger RNA, 1666 nt
Organism: Tripterygium wilfordii
Lineage: Eukaryota; Viridiplantae; Streptophyta; Magnoliopsida; Celastrales; Celastraceae
Product: probable sugar phosphate/phosphate translocator At3g11320
Exons: 4
Coding region: 326-1249 (307 amino acids)
Cellular component (GO): Golgi apparatus
Molecular function (GO): antiporter activity
Source: RefSeq, a predicted model, not a curated record
CCCACUCGUCUUUCUUAGCUUAUUCUGCAGAGACGAAGAAAGAAGGGAAUACUCAUUCAACUCUGCCUCUCUCUCUGUCUCUCUGAAUCUCUCUGAAUCUGUGUGUCUGAAGAACCCUUUAUCUUUCUCUGUCUCUGCGUGUCUCUGCUUUUUCUGCUGUAAAAGGCUAUAUGCAGAUCCAUGGAAGGCGGGCCCCAUAAUCCGCCAUUGCUCAUAUCGACGCAUUUAUAGUGUACCUGACGUUACACAAUCGACACGGUGUAGUAUUGUUGGUUGUAUAACAAUCUGAGCCGUUUGAAUCGAAACGAAUCGCCGGAUCUUCACAAUGAAAGGGGCGUCGUCGAGGUUUUUCACGAUCGGGCUGGUGUCGUGCUGGUACUCUUCCAAUAUUGGGGUUCUGUUACUGAAUAAAUACUUGCUAAGCAAUUAUGGGUUCAAGUACCCCAUCUUCCUCACCAUGUGCCACAUGACCGCUUGCUCCCUGUUGAGCUACAUCGCUAUAGCGUGGAUGAAGAUGGUUCCUAUGCAGACGAUUCGCUCCAGGGUCCAGUUUCUCAAGAUCUCCGCGCUCAGUCUUGUGUUUUGUGUGUCGGUCGUGUUUGGAAACAUCUCAUUGAGGUUCUUGCCCGUCUCGUUUAACCAGGCGAUCGGAGCCACCACGCCGUUUUUCACCGCGGUGUUCGCGUAUUUGAUGACUUUCAAGAGGGAGGCGUGGCUAACAUACGUCACGCUGGUUCCGGUUGUUACAGGGGUCGUCAUUGCGAGCGGGGGCGAACCAAGUUUCCAUCUAUUUGGGUUUAUUAUAUGUGUUGCAGCUACAGCUGCAAGGGCACUCAAAUCAGUUUUACAAGGGAUUUUGUUGUCUUCUGAUGGGGAGAAGCUGAAUUCAAUGAACCUUCUUCUAUACAUGGCUCCAAUAGCAGUCGUGUUUCUUCUUCCUGCAACACUUAUUAUGGAGGAAAAUGUGGUUGGCAUCACUAUAGCUCUAGCUAGAGAUGACAUCAAGAUCAUCUGGUAUCUACUUUUCAACUCAGCGCUAGCAUAUUUUGUGAACUUGACCAACUUUUUGGUCACUAAACACACCAGUGCUCUUACUCUCCAGGUGCUUGGAAAUGCCAAAGGAGCUGUGGCUGUGGUAGUUUCGAUUUUAAUUUUCAGAAAUCCCGUCUCUGUCACUGGAAUGCUUGGCUACUCACUUACAGUCCUUGGGGUAAUCCUUUACAGUGAAGCCAAGAAAAGAAGUAAAUGACAUAUCAUCAAGAAAAAGGCUUAAGUUGCAAUUUUCGAUUAUUUUGUUUUUAUCGGUGCAAAAUAGAGCGACAACGUUCAUGGAAGCAAUAUUGGGGCGUGCUGCGUCGCUAAUCUGUGGAUUUUGCGAUCUAGAUACUAUAUUUUUCGCCUGGAAGCCUGGAGAUUUGGUUUCCAUUAGCCUUAUGACUGCAGCAGGAUUAGCCCAAGGUAGAAAAGUUUCAAUAAGUGACAAUUUGUUUCUUGCAUUCCCGGAUUAGGGUUGUAGAGGAAUAUCAUUGUCUUUUGCUCCUUUUUUUUUCACUUUAAAAAUUCUUUCAGGGGGUAGGAUUUGGCUCUCAAUACAAUCGGACUGUUAUUAACAUUUGUUAUAUUGAAUAAUUAAUGAUAAAAACUUAAAUAGUUUUACCAUUUUCUA